UGUUCGAAAAGUGAGAAACUUUUCGUCUGAAAUGUAAUUUCACCGUCUGCCGGCGAAAAAACUGAUGUUUCAGUAAAAAGCGAAUGGCUAUCAGUAGGCUAUAGGCAGCUGACUAUUUUCAUCAUGCACUUGUGAGUGAUACGAACAAAUGAAUAUCUGCAUCAGCGCAGCGGAAACCUGUCACUGCAGAGCUACACUGUCCUGCCGAUUUUCACACCAGCCCUAACAAGCACAGCUCACUCAGCAGCCGGAGAUCUCGUGGACCUGCCAAUUAAGAGGAUCAGAUGUGCCAGAUUAGGGUUGAAAUGAAAAUGUAUAUCACAGUAAAUCUCCGGAAACAGGGUUGCGCAGCCCUGAUUAUAUAUUUAUCUAAAAGAUGUUACCCAGAAUAAUCUAUCUUCAUUGAAGCUACUGUUGCGAUAGACGUCCCCACAUUUGUCAUGCGCAUCAACAGGUGGAGCACAGGCAGAAUGAACUGAUGGAAAAUUACGUUCAAAUUCUCAUAACCAUCAGUGAACUGCGGACCAGAAGAGCUGAGAGGUCUGGGUGAGUAGAUUCAGGCUUGCUUCCAGCACUGCAAGAAAACAUUUUUUUUUCUAUAAAAAAUACGAUCUGCCAUUGUUGUUGCCGUUGCUGGCUUGUCAUUGUUUCUGCAAGAACUAUGGCAUUUCAUUGGCAGAUCUCUAACAGCAGCACUUGCUCACUGUUGCUGACGCAGUGGAACCAAACCCAGCCUGACCUAGACUUUGAUGCCGCCGCCUGUCUGUUCCGGUUCAUGCUGCCCUCGGACACCGUAGUAUAUGUGCUGAUGGUUGUGUUCCUGGCCCUCUCUUUCCUCUCGGUGGUGGUGAAUGGCAGCACCCUGUUUGGGCUGGGGCAUUCCCGGGACCUCUCCUGGGAGCCACGCUUUGCCCUGCUGAAGAACCUCAUCCUCAAUGACCUUUUGCUUACCUUCACGCAGUCACCCACAGUGCUGCAUUGCCUGUUAAACCGACGUACGUUGGCCUUUGAUAGCUGGUGCCUGGUGCAGUAUUUCACUGGCACGGUCUGUAUCUUGUGCACUCUCCUCACGCUCACCUUCAUGGCCCUGGAGCGGUAUGUGUACGUUUGCCACGCUAUACGUUACCUCCAAAUUAUCACCUUGCAGCGUCUGCGCUCGAUUAUUGGUCUGAUCUGGAUUAUCUCCUUGGCGAUAGCCGUUGUGAACAUGGUACUGCUCCAUAUGGGGCGAGGCACGUUUGGCGAGGCCACGGCGGGAAUGCUGUGCGAGCCGGACACUGUGGAACGGCACAUGGGCUUUCCCCGGGCGGCGGCCAUCUUCCGCAAGCUCAUCGGCGUCGUCUUCAUACUGGGCUGCAUCCUCAGCUACUCCUUCUCUUACAUUCGCAUGUAUCAGGAGGCCUGCAACGCCGUGGAGCCCUUUAACUGCGUCAACAGCCGGGCUCGCAAGACUGUGCUCUUCUACGGCAGCAUGUUCGUCGUGCAGCUCGUCCCGUGCUGGAUCAAGAUCGCCUCUGACGGGCUGUGGGAGAUGGAGGGGACCGUGUCCAUGGUGAUCUCGCCGGCACUGGCGUCAUCGGAGACGCCUGUGCCCCACCGAGCCCUGCCCUCAAACAUUGCAGGUGCUCUGCACAUUUCAUUACUAGCCCUCAUACUGGUGCCCCCGUGCAUCAACCCACUCAUCUACGGCAUCCGGAACCGGGAGGUGCGUGAGGCAGUUUUGCGUUUCUGCCAGCUCAGGCAUAGAAUCCGCCUCAUACCUCUGGGAGGUGGAGGGCUCUCAGCACAGGGCAACCGGGGGAAAUGAAAGGGGACCAGGCAGAUGCAGGGGUCCCUCCUCCUCCUCUGGCAUUCAUUCUGCUGAGAACUCCUUCUGGGUUCGCUGGAUUCUUUUGUUCUGUGGCGUAGCAGAACAGUUUGUCUCCCAUCCACAGAGAAAUACAGAGAGAGAGAUGAUCUGCAGUGAUCUUCAGAGUGAACAGUUCAUAAUGUUUGGAAAAUGUUGUUUUACAGUUUCUGACACAGUUGUUCUGCAGUCAAGUGGUUAGCAGGUUAUAACAUAAGGUAUACUUGGGAUUCACCUUCUCAAUUCAUGGGAUGCGUGGCUUGAAGAAUUGGAAAAACUUUUAAUACUACCCUGAAUGUAUGCAGCCGACCAUCGCUUUGGAAUUCCCCAGCUGAGAUGUGCAGUUACUGCCCUGGAGGACUGCACAACUGACACAAGCCAAUUUCCAUGCGGAUGUGAAAACAGGUCACUGUCCAAAGAGAAUGCCAUGCUCACUGAGACACUCCUUCCAUUGGAUGAUGAGAAUGGUCAGGAUACAAUACAAAUUGCCAGAUGCAUCACUGUACUAGUAGCAUGGGAUGGAUAUGUCACUCUAGAGCCACUUGUUCUAGGAAUUCUUGACAUGUUGUAUUUAAGUUUUAAGGUGACCACAAUUCAAUAAAUAACUUAUGUGAUUGCGCCUGUAACUUGUCACAAAGAAAUGUGUAUCCAUGCAAGCACUUUCAACAAAGGGUUUAUUUGAAGUGUAAAUGUAAUUUUAAAAUGUAUAAAACCUAUAGGUUAUCCUCGGUCAGUGAUAACAAUCCACAAUUAUUCUAAAGAUCAGGCAGAUGGUCAACUAGACAAAACAUUACUAGACCCCUCUGAUCAGUUGGGCUGGUUAAUUUAUAUUUUUAAUUAUCUAUUCAGUGGUUGUGUCCUGUGAGUUAUGCACAUGUUUAAUUUGUUUUUAAUUUGUCCUAUGUAUUGCUGAAACAUGUCAAUGUGUAAAUAACACUAUCAGCCAACAUCAACAGUUGUGAUUUUCUGCUCAAAAACAAGCAUUCUGGCAGGAUUCCAUGCACUGCUGAGGGUUGUCCACUAAUGUAAGAGUGGAAAGAGUAGUAAAAACUAGAAGAAAAAAACAUAGGAAAAGCACACAAAAUCAAUAUUGUAAAUAUUGUCUACUGCAGCAGUAAGACUGACUUAAAAUAGAGAACAUUUUUUAAAAUCCAUUGUUUCUCUUCAUGCCAACAAAACAUCUUGGAGCAAAAUCUAUUCAUCUUUUUAGAUUGAUAUUCACACAUGCUCAAACCCCCACCCAAACCUGCAUUCAUGUCUUUUUCACAUUUGAGAAUAGCAUAUUAUGUCUCGUGGUAGUGAGUACUGACAGAAAGGGGAUAGUAUCUGAAUAAUGUAAUUCAAAUAUGAAAUGUAAUGCUAGUUACCAUUUGGUAGCGAUGGUGAAAAUUUGAAUGUCUCAUCUAACAGUUCUAUGCAUAUUUUGGUUGUCGUUAAUAGUUCAUGUAAUUUAGAAUGAAUGUUCCCUUUGUGAAAACAGUAUAUGUCAAUAUAUG
Messenger RNA from Anguilla rostrata (American eel), 3342 nucleotides. Its product is annotated as olfactory receptor 2AG2. Gene Ontology annotation, cellular component: membrane. Bases 662 to 1807 code for a protein of 381 amino acids. The record is from RefSeq and is a predicted model, not a curated record. Gene Ontology annotation, biological process: detection of chemical stimulus involved in sensory perception of smell; G protein-coupled receptor signaling pathway. The transcript is spliced from 2 exons. Lineage: Eukaryota; Metazoa; Chordata; Actinopteri; Anguilliformes; Anguillidae. Gene Ontology annotation, molecular function: odorant binding; olfactory receptor activity; G protein-coupled receptor activity.